Molecule: messenger RNA, 2346 nt
Organism: Gigantopelta aegis
Lineage: Eukaryota; Metazoa; Mollusca; Gastropoda; Neomphalida; Peltospiridae
Product: protein mono-ADP-ribosyltransferase PARP12-like
Exons: 6
Coding region: 1-2346 (781 amino acids)
Molecular function (GO): NAD+ poly-ADP-ribosyltransferase activity; metal ion binding
Source: RefSeq, a predicted model, not a curated record
AUGGCUGGAAACGAAAAUCUGGCAAGGUUGAUUAAUAUGGUUCUACUGAAGCAAGGGGGGCAGCUAAAGAUUGACCAGUUACACCAGGACCUUACAAAGAACCAACUUUACCGUAACCAAGGUGUACAAAUUCCUGAUAUCCAGUCACUUCUAAUUUUCUUGAAAAAGUUCCCACGUAAUUUCGUCAUAAAUACAGUACGUCACAGAAGAAAAAAAGUGUCUGACGUGUGUGUGAUAUCGGACAUUGAGACCUGUGUCGAACAUUGCAAGAAACAAAGAAGUUGCCAUAGUCAGAAUGGUGAAUGUGGCCGACUACACAUUUGCCAGUUCUUUCUUCUGUCUGGUCGCUGUCACUUUGAUCCUAGAUGUGCAUUCGGUCAUGACUUUACAUCUCAGCAUAAUUUUAACGUUUUCAUGUCACAUAUGCUCAAUCCAAGGUCUAUCGAAGAAAAUGUUUUGAGAGAUCUGCUGUGUCGGAAUGAAUGCAGAAAUGCAACCACAAUGCCCGAUACAUGUAACUUUUACAACACAUCAAAUACCUGCUCUAAAAAGAAAUGUAGAAACCUGCACAUCUGUCGACAUUUUCUUGAAGGAACCUGCAAGUUUGGGUCCGGCUGUAGAAAAAACCAUUCCGUGGAAGAAACAUCUGUUAUGGACAUCCUUGAGGACUACGGUUUUGAUGUGGACCGACACCCUGAAGUAAUACUGGAAGAUCUUCAAAACUUCUAUAAAAAUAACACAUCUACAAACAUCGGAUCAUCGCAACCUUCAGGUUUGUCCUACAGGAGUCGAUCAGUGAAUAAUUUAGCUGACCCACCUAGGAUGUCCGUCUUUGACCCACCACCACAAAGACAACGCGGUAGAUCAGCGGGCAGACAGCGAGAAAGAGAUAGGACAUCUUUCGAAGGUCAUAUCGGAUCAGUGGAGCGGUACCGGAUACAGUCUCCUCAACCAGAUGACUUUUCAUCUGACUCGGACAGGGAACAAGAGGCAUAUGUGCCAACUCUGCGUCGACCACCUUCAGCAGUCCCAGUCGUGCCUGUUCCACGGUCUAGAACAAAACAAAGCCCUCUGGCAAUGGUCUUGCCUUCAAAACCAACAUUUAGAUCAGUUUCAAAGGAGUCAACUUUAAAAAUCUGUAUUCAUUAUCUGCGAGGAAAAUGUCUUUUUGGAGGAAAAUGUCGAUACCAUCACAAGUCAACAAUUUACCAGUGGCAAUGGAAGAGAAAUACUGAUUUAGAUUGGACAGAUUUUGACAAAGAAAAAAACAUAACUUUGGAGAAAAGCUUUAGUCACGUUGAAGAAGCAGAGUGUUAUUUAAAAAUGGGUAAAAAGGUUGUCAGGGUUGGCUUUGAUACGAUGAGUGUCAGUGGAGGAAACAUCAGCAGUGUUCAGCGACUGACGACAAUCUCGUCAAAGAACUCUCCUCCGAAUAUUCAGGAGUGGACGACUAUUUGGCACUGGUACUGGCAGGAUGAAAAUGGAAUUUGGAAAGAAUAUGGAGACCCAGACCGACGGGGUCGGAGGUCAGAGCUCGACAGCGACAUGGUGGAGGAGCGGUAUCUGGAGAACCCAGAUGGAUCCAUCAAGUUUGGAAAUGGCCGACAUCAGUACAUUCUGUAUUUUACCGACAUGCAACAAAUGAAUAAAAGAACACAAACAAUGCGUGAUGUUCGACGCAGACCCACAUUCUUCCAUCCAGAAGAUAUCAGAAAGAGAAGUAGUGAGGCCUCUGCUGACAUUUCGAAAUCUUUCGUACCAAAAGAAUGGAAUGUGUCAGGAGAAGAUGUCUAUGGACAUUACCGAAAAACAGUGAUUAAGCAGAGUAGCCAAGAAUUCAAGUUGAUUGACAAACUUUUUCACACGACCAUGCCCCAGGGGAGAUCAGUCAAGUCACUGGAGAGAAUCGAGAAUGGAGAAUUGUGGAACAGUUUCUGCCUAAAACGAGAACAGAUGAAGAGAAAAUUGGGGAAGGAUGUUGUUGAACGCCAGCUGUUCCACGGGACACAUGUUGACAACAUCGAGGCGAUCUGUCGCCAAGGUUUUGACUUUCGGUUCUGCGGGAAAGCUGUAGGCACCUUACACGGAAAAGGAAGUUAUUUUUCCACUGAAGCAGGUUACUCCGAUUCUUACACUGUCAACUGUGGAAAGAUGUUCAUCGCUCUAACUUUGGUGGGUGACUUUUCAAAGGGUAACCAAUCGUUUGUACGCCCACCACCAAAAAUUGAUUCUGAACCACAUGGUGAUUUGUUUGACAGCUGUGUUGACAACGUAAAAAAUCCAAAAAUCUUUGUAAUCUUUGAUUUGUACCAGGUGUAUCCGCAGUAUCUUAUCACCUAUGAGUAA